Messenger RNA from Aureobasidium subglaciale EXF-2481, 3396 nucleotides. RefSeq lists its product as uncharacterized. Gene Ontology annotation, molecular function: metal ion binding. NCBI's taxonomy places the organism in Eukaryota, Fungi, Ascomycota, Dothideomycetes, Dothideales, Saccotheciaceae. Bases 1 to 3396 code for a protein of 1131 amino acids. The transcript has 4 exons. The record is from RefSeq and is a predicted model, not a curated record.
AUGGCCGCUCCUAAGACUCGAUUGAUUUUUGAAGAAUACGACGACUGCGAUUCCGUCAACACUGAUAGUACUGCCGAGAGUGAAGCCAAAGAUGAGUACAGUGUUGAAAAGAGAGACAUCAAAGCAGGCAAAGAAAAGCCCUUCAUGGUAUCCAAAUUCGAGGAUGCCGUAGAGGAAUACGAGAAGAAACGCGAGAAGAGACAUGCAAGACGCGAGGAAAAGCGUCGCAAGAAGGCUUUGUCACGUACAUCGCCCACAAAAUCUCGUGGAUCCACGCCUCGCCGUCGUCUCGUUCCGAAAAAGACAUUAAUCAAGAAGGGACUCGCAAGGAAGGCAGAACGUAUCGAGUCUCUUUCGGAGUCACCCAGAAGACAGCUCACUCCCCUCUUCGAGCCAUCUACGCCUGAUGGGUCAACUGGCCUCAAACGUAAAAGGUCCCAGGCCAACUCGCGCUCACCUUCUCCAGCGUUGUCGGUCAAUGAUCCUUCGAACUCGCAGUAUUCCAUGUUCAACGAGACGUCGACAGAAAGCCCGCGCGCUUCCUCUACGCAUUCAACAACUGCAUCAAUAAGGACACGCGUAGUUGACCCCAUCAAUCCAGCAAAAUCCACUGGAAAGAUAUCCAAACCGCAACCAGGCAUAGCAUCAAAUGUUGCUUUAAACAAACACAAAGGAUCGAAUGUCGUCUCUGGUCUUCCUAAAAAGCCUCGGUUGAACGAAACUCCCGUCGCACGUAGUACAGCCGUAGGUAGCUCAGCAAGGCCUCAACCGUCUGAACUGGCAAAGUCUUCUGGCACAGCCAUCCACCGCCGUGCUUCAGAUGGAACACCGGCCUCAGCACUAGUCAGGCCAAAGAACACCUCCAACAAUGCAGCGACUGAGAAUCGAUCGGACCCAAGCACUUCCGCUGAUAAAACUGUCCCAAAGACCAUACCCCGACUUGCCGGUCCUUCUCGACUAAAGCCACCAAUAAACAUCUUCAUUGGUUCAAAGGUCAGACCCAGACAACGCACGCGAGUUAGUGAGUACACACCUAAGGACUCCACCGACCCUCAAUUCGUAAACUUGUCUACAAGGUCACGAAUGCAAAGUUACAGCCACAACGAACCGGCUCCCGAUCCAAAUGCUCUGAAAUUUAUCGAUCCGAGCACCGGAAAAUUUAUAGACAAAACAGUACAUGGCCUGUCCACGUCGAAUAGCUCGCAAAUAGAGAUCGAUGUAGCCAGAGGAUCCGAUUCGGUCGGCUCAGCAACGGCAUCGAUGUCGGCGCCUGCUUUGCCAAAUCGAUCUGUCGCAAUGUCUGAGCCCCAUUGGGAGCCUCUCAACGGACGCAUAACACCCCAAUCAGCACAGGUAGCUGACUCUAGGCCUGCGUAUUUAUCCGCGCAGCCUAGUGACAUAGCACGCCCGAGCAGGAAACGCAUAACUUGCCGAUUCUGGUAUAGAGGCACGUGCAAACAUUCUGAGGCAGAUUGUCACCACGCACACGCUUUGACGGGUCAACUGGAUCCUAAAAAGCCUGCUACCUGUUCGUUCUGGGAGAAGAGUCGAUGCAGAUUUAAUGACGAAGAGUGCGAAUAUUAUCAUGGCUACGACUUUGAACAGCAGUCUAAUAGCACUAGAAGUGGAGCUGUUGAGGAUUACAAUGGCUUCAAGGCCAUACAACAGGCACGAAAGCGUUCAGAGAGUCCCGAUCGCUACGGAUUACGUCAGGCCGAGGUCGAAGGACCUAGGGAGCGACCUAGCUUGCCACACGUAAGCAGUCGUCUUGACGAGCGAGCUUCAGUCUUGUCGCCUUCUAUGACAUCGACUGCGUCGUUCGAGACUACAAGAAACCCUGCAAGAGAUCCUCCUGCGGAAAACAUUGGAACUGAUGUAGCAACCCUCGACACGGCUCCUAGCUUUGACGUUGCCAUGCCAGAUGUUCAAGAUGAAGAGAUUCUAGGUCCCAUAGACAUUCGUCUUAGCAUUAAGCCCGCUACUCCGCCUGCUUAUGCCAUGGAUAUCAGGCUAAGUUUCGACUCUGGCGCAGGUCGAACAAAAGCUCUCGACACGAUCGGAGCAAAUUCAACUCUCGAAGGCUCUGAACUGUGUCGCUCGCGUGACUUCGAGGCCCAUUGGUACUCAAGUGACAAAUCGUGGGCAUCAGGUGGUGCCACGUGUACUUCAGGGAACCCCGUGGCUAAGUAUCUAGAAGAGUUUCUGAUUCUACACUCUUCGGGAGUUGUCGCUCGAAUUGGCGGCUAUGUUCUUGUUGUUUACCCAACUCAGAAUCCGGAUUGGAAGUUCAUGCCACAUCGAGGCCCCGAAAAGCCUGGUCUGCGUUGGUAUCUUCAGGCAGCCAGUCCGGGCGCUCUAGAGCCCAUCGCUACCAAGCCAACCAAAAGCUCUUUCACCUCAAUGUGUGCUGAGCAUUUAGGUCUUGCCCCUGAAUUACUCUUUGCAGGCAACAAGGGCAAGAAGGUUGAAAAGGUCGUGUACCUCUUCUUUCCGAGAGAGGCGCCAGAGACUAAGCUUAUUGAAGCGUUCUUGGUUGAUGUUGGAGCCAAAUCCUUCCAUUCAGACGACACAGGCCUUUUCAAUCAGUUCUGUGGCAAAGGGACAACCGCCAACAGGGUGGUUCUCUUCCAUCCUUCCAUGAAUACAUUUUGGAAGUUGCCUGGAUUCUGGAAUGUUCUGGCGACCAGCAUCAACAUUUUUCAAGUUGGCAUUUCAAGGACCGUCAAAUUUCGCCCAGACUCACCCUUGGCAUACAACUGUACACGACUGUUUCCAAGUGGCACACUCACUCUCAUCACUGAUGACGUGUUCAAGUACCAACCAGCCCUAGCACUCCGAGUCUUGAAUGCCUUCGUAGGCUAUAAGAUCAAGCCUGAAGGUGGUCGAAACGACCGUAUUUACUGUCGACCUGGUAUUCUGGCGUGGCUCGCGGAGUUGAUAGACGAGGAUCGCGAGAAGAGUCUGCUUCCUGAAGAUUCACCCAGGGUCAAAUGCUGGCAUUUGGCCUGCGAGUUGCUCGGUACGCCCGUGGCUGACAACAAUCGCAACCCCUUCCGCGUCGACAUGUCACCGCCUUCCAUGCUCUAUUCGCCGCCUAAGAGCGAAAUGCCAACCUACGGUCCCUCGUGGGACAGCAGUGAAGAAGAGGCCACAGACUUUCUGGUCGGUUGGUUCGCAGGUCAUUGCGUCGACGAGUGCGAGAAUUACAGACGCUUCCAUGUCUUGUAUGAGCAGCAUGGCACUUCUGCCGCGCAGACACCUGGUCUCCUUCAACCUGAGAAUCCCAAGGAUCCAAGAGAGUGGAUGAAGAAGUUCACACAUCUCAAAGUUACAACGUCUGCUAGGUAUAUGGUGCACCUUGAGCAGUAUGAAAAGUCAAAGACCAUGCCCCAUUGA